This is a messenger RNA of Paramecium tetraurelia, 1878 nucleotides long. RefSeq lists its product as uncharacterized. The record is from RefSeq and is a predicted model, not a curated record. Lineage: Eukaryota; Ciliophora; Oligohymenophorea; Peniculida; Parameciidae. The transcript is spliced from 4 exons.
AUGCAAGAUGAGUAGGAUUUGUGCUAAGAACUUUAUCACCUUUACUUCAACAUUAAACAGGAAUACUUCAAUGUAUCUAAUUCAUCAAUCCCUAGAACCACUGACAUCUUCUAUUCACUAUUGUAAGUCCUGAGUUAAGCUUCAAUGUUAGGAUAUAUCAUUUGGUAUGCAUACACAGAUGAAUACUUUAAGUAGAUGCUGGUACUAAACGAUGAACUUAUAAUCGCAGGAUUAACAUAAUUUUAAGAAGUCGAGGAAUCUGUCAUUACUCUUAAUAAAUCUGAACUCUUAGAUAAAUUUCAAGUUUAAAGUCUAGAUUCUUUGUGUUUUGUCUAUAAGAUGAAUCACUUUAAAAAGGAGAUCCAAAAGUAGAUCUUAAAGAGAGUUAAAUAAGAUGGUCUAAACUUGAUUGACGCUAUUUCACAGACUUGUAAUUUGUAACAUGUAUUGAGAGAUUUCUUAAAUGAAUAAACUUAUUUCCAAUCUGCUACUGCACUCUUUAUUACAAAACCCAUGAUUCAGAAAAACUAAACAGAAAGAUCCUACUUUGUUGGAGGCUAUAAUGUAAGACCAAGCGAUGUAAACUGGUUAGUCAAUUAAUCAGGUUAGAAAUCAAAAACUUGCAGUUGGAUUUUGAUAAUCAGUGGAUAUGUGAUUCAAGUAUUAAUUGCUAAUUUAAUUCUUACUCAAUUAACACUAUUAAAUGAAAACGAAGAUUCUACUGAAAAUGGGAAUUAAGUCUUAGGAAAAGGAUAAGAAAUAUUAUAGUCAUUAUUCAUAACAAUAGCCAUCAUCUUCAUCAAUGAAUUCAUGAUUAUGUCAAUUAAACCAUUGAUAGGUCUAUUGAAUCUGCCAUCCUAACACAACACCUAGAUCUUUGUUAUGCUGAUGCUCUCUAUCUUCUAUUUUAUACUGUAAAUGUCCAUCGUUGUUGAUUUAAAUCUACAAUAAAAACAAGGAAACAUGCAAAAUGAAAUGUGGAAACAAGGUGGAGCUUUGGAAACAUACUUUUCAAUUUCUAUAGGAAAUGGGUUAUCUGCCUUAUCAGAAACCUUCUUUGAUGCUGAAUAUUUCCUACAUAUACUCUUAAGAAAAUGGCAUUAUUAUCGAAUGAAAAAAUGUAAACUAGUUUAAUAUGAAUUGAAUUAACUUUAUGAAAAAGAAAGCCUAACUUGGACUGAUAAAAUUGCUUUUAUGAACUUUUUGAUCUUUGCGAGUAUUCUCUUUAGCUAAUUUCUCCCCAUUUGUCUACCUGCAUGCAUUAUUGUCCUGAUAUUAACCUACUACUUAUAAAAAUAUCUAUAUUUGAAUCGCUACUCAAAAUCAAAUGACAAUAAAUAUAAUCCUCAUAUCAUAGUGUAACUUCCCUUCUACAUGAUCCUGUUAAAUCAAUUUGCCAUCAUCUAAAGUAUGGUUCAAUAUUUCCUAAUUGGAAAAAGACCUGUUGAUUUAAUAGAGAAUACUGAGUCAAAUGAUUUAUCCAUGGGUCAUACUGAUAUCAUCUGGCUAACAAUCUAAAUAGUCAUUUUAUUUACUAUUUAUUUCAUCCAAAAAUUGUUUUUUAAAAAGCACAAAGCCCUAUCUUAGCAUUAAAGUAUUCGACUAAGCGAAUCUGACCUAGAUUAAUUCAAAACACUUGAUAUAAAACAACUAGGUUUCGUUGCAAAUAAUCCAUUAAUGAAUAUUGGAAAAAUAGAAAACUUUAUUGGAAGGAAGUAUGAAGAACUUACUAAUGAUGAACUCAAUAAUUAUUUAUAAAGCAUGAAACAUUCCCCAUAGGAUUAGUUUUUGUAAUCAUUGUCUGUAGACCUAUAUAAUAAAUUAUACAAAAAAAUUAACAAAAUUAUUAAAAUAUAACCUUCUGCCAUAAUUGAUUGA